Hemibagrus wyckioides is the source of this 4105-nucleotide messenger RNA. RefSeq names its product cadherin-10-like. The coding region runs from base 273 to 2615 and encodes 780 amino acids. Gene Ontology annotation, cellular component: plasma membrane; catenin complex; adherens junction. Lineage: Eukaryota; Metazoa; Chordata; Actinopteri; Siluriformes; Bagridae. Gene Ontology annotation, biological process: adherens junction organization; multicellular organism development; homophilic cell-cell adhesion. The record is from RefSeq and is a predicted model, not a curated record. The transcript is spliced from 12 exons. Gene Ontology annotation, molecular function: calcium ion binding; cadherin binding.
UGUGGGAGUGUGUGUGGUGCUGCAGUUCGGAGCACAUCACCCCCGGCUCACACACAAACACACACACACACACUCACUCAUACACACACACACACUCACUCACUCACACAGCCCGUCUCUGUCCUCCUCCGCAUGAUGGACCCUGAAAUCUGGACCUAAUGGAUUAAUAAAUACACUUCCAGAAGAUCUGGAUUGUCGUUGAUGGACGGAUAAUUUGGUUGGAGGUUUACGGGAUUCCUGAAGCAAGUUUUUCUUUGGAUAUUCUCUUCAGAAUGAGAACUCCUCUAGUUUUAUUAACAUGGCUUUGCCUGUGGGAAGAAGCAAAGGGCAUGCUGAGGACUACAGGUGGACUAAGCGGAGAAACAUGGAGCCAGAUGAGAGCUGAUGGAGGGCCAGUAACUCUGAGACGCUCCAAACGAGGGUGGAUGUGGAAUCAGUUCUUCCUGUUAGAGGAAUAUACAGGAAAUGAUGAUCAGUAUGUCGGAAAGCUGCACUCGGAUAAAGACAGAGAGGACGGGAAAGUGAAGUACGUCCUCACUGGGGAAGGAGCCGGAACCAUUUUUGUCAUCAAUGAGAACUCGGGUGAUCUCCAUGCCACCAGGAGGCUGGACCGCGAGGAGAAAGCGUCAUACACACUGAGCGCAAAGGCCGUCGAUAAAGCGACAGGUCGAGACCUUGAAGGUCCGUCGACGUUCACCAUUAAAAUCCACGACAUUAACGAUAACGAGCCCAAGUUCACCAGAGACCCCUACAUCGCGGCCGUACAGGAAAUGGCCGACGUUGGUACCUUCGUUGUCCAGGUAACGGCGACAGAUGCUGAUGAUGCUAUGUAUGGAAACAGUGCUAAAGUUGUGUACAGCAUUCUGCAGGGUCAGCCAUACUUCUCUAUAGACCCAGAGACAGGGAUCAUCAGGACGGCUCUGCCUAACAUGAAGCGUGAAAACCGUGAACAUUACCAAGUGGUCAUUCAGGCUAAAGACAUGAUGGGACAGCUGGGUGGUUUGACUGGGACCACCAGUGUCAAUAUCACACUGCUCGAUGUCAACAACAACCCACCCCGAUUCACACAUGGUGUGUACCAUUUCAGUGUUCCUGAGUUAGCCGAGGUGGGGAGUGAAUUGGGCGUGGUUAAAGCUACAGAUGCCGACACAGGCAAGAACGCUGAGAUGAACUACAGAAUCACAGAUGAACAGGACACAUUUCAAAUCACCACCAACCCCGCAACCCAGGAGGGAGUACUCAUUCUGAAGAAGCCCCUGGACUAUGAGAGGAGAGCGUCGUAUACGCUCAGGCUGCAGGUGGAAAACGUGUACCUGGACCCACGGUUUCAGAUGUCUGGGGACUCUGCCACGGUGAAGGUCUCUGUGGAGGACGUUAACGAGCCACCGGUCUUCAAGCGUCCUGUCUACAUGAUGGAGGUCAAAGAAGACGCUCAGAUUGGAACAAUUAUCGGAGCUGUUAGUGCUGUGGACCCAGACACUAACCGUAAACCUGUCAGGUACAUGAUUGACUGGCACACCGAUAUGGAUCACGUGUUUAACAUCCAUCCCAAUAACGGCUCGCUCUUUAUCUCACGCUCUCUCGACAGAGAGGAAAAAGCCUGGCACAAUAUAUCAGUGCAGGCUGCUGAAUACAAUGGUCUGAUCGGUCAUGUGCCCGUCUACAUCAAAGUUCUGGAUGUAAACGAUAACGCGCCGACCUUCGACGUGGAGUACGAAGCUUUCAUCUGUGAAGACGCCAAAGUGGGCCAGACGAUCCAAACGGUGAGCGCGUCAGACGCCGACCAGCCAGUCAGAGGCCAUCGUUUUUUUUUCCGUUUAGCCUCGGAGUCUUUUGAAAAAUCCAACUUCUCCGUUCGAGACAACAAAGAUAACACGGCGACGAUCCUGACUCAGCGGAAUGGCUACAGUCGCAUGGAGAGAAGUUUCUAUCUGGUUCCUGUGGUGAUCACAGAUGGAGAAAUCCCUGCGCAGAGCAGCACCAAUACACUAACGAUAAGCGUGUGCUCGUGCGACCGAGACGGAAACAGGAGGAAAUGUGAGCCAGAGGCGUUUGCACUUAAUGCGGGACUUAGCACAGGAGCGCUAGUCGCAAUUCUUGUCUGUAUCGUCAUUUUGCUAAUGAUCGUCGUCUUGUUCACGGCUCUGAAGAGGCAGCAAGAGAAGCUGGACCCUCUGAUCGUCUCCAAAGAAGACGUGAGGGACAAUGUCGUAAGCUACGACGACGAAGGCGGUGGCGAAGAAGACACGCAAGCGUUUGACAUCGGAACGCUACGAAAAGUAGAGUCGCUCGACGACACCAAGCAACGCAGAGAUGUCAUACCUGAGAUUCUACGGCGCUCGGCACCGAAAAUCUACAACAAGUCCGAACCGGACAUCCGGGACUUCAUCUCUCAGAGGCUAACCGAGAACGAUUCGGAUCCAGUAGCACCACCGUAUGAUUCAUUGGCCACGUACGCGUACGAGGGAAACGGUUCGACUGCUGAGAGUCUCAGCUCACUGGAAUCAGUCAGCAGCGACGCGUGGAGUGAUUACGAGGUCCUGUAUGAGCUGGGGCCCAGAUUUAAGAGACUGGCAGAAAUGUACGGAGGAGAGGACAGCGACAGAGAAUCGUAACGAAGCAGGAAAGUGGUGCGUGGGUUGAACAAUCAGUUUUGUCAAAACAAGGCCAGGAUUUAAAGAAACUGGCAGAAAUCUACAGGAAAGGCUUGCGGUAAAGCAGGACAAUACGGAGUUUACUCAGAACGACUGCUGGAGGCAAAUCUGGUGUCUUUAUAAAGGCUUUUAAGAAAUGGAUGGAUUUCUUUUGCAAUAUAUUCUCUAAGACAAAUAAAAUGCUAACAAUAUAACGUACUGUUGCAGGAAGUUGUACAUGCUUCCUGGAUGAGUCUGCAGCAGAAAUGUACAGAAAAGAAAACAAACUCCAGUCAGGAAUAAAGGACACAGAUACAGAGACUGCACGAGACUCGGAUGGUGUAAAGAUUUGAUCGGAUUUUAACCUCGGAGUCUUUUACAACACAACAACAACAAAAAGAACGUUCAGAUGUAACUGCAAUUGAUUCCCAAUAAAAGUAUCUAUUACUAAUGACAUGGUGAACAUCACUAUUAGAUUUAUCAAGAAAAAAAAGGUGUGGAUCAAAAUUCAUAGGUCCAUAGAAAGCAGGUCCAUAGAUGCUUUAGAACUGAGGGAAAGAGAAAGCUGGAGUGAGGGUUAAUGAGACCAGGAAGCUAUGACCAAAUAAGGAAACUGAGAAACCACACACCCCCAUCAACAGGAAACUAUGACCAAAUACGCAACACAUGAGAUGGGUUAACCUGCCAGAUCAGUCAGUGAGUCAAUGAGUCAGUACAUCAGUCAGUCUGUCAUUAAGAGAUGUGGUGUGUCAGAGUCAGCGAGUCAGUUUGCUUGCAGUGUUUGAGUCCUGUGAGUCAGUCACUGAGGAGUCAGUCGGUGAUUCAGUCAGUAAUCAAAUUAGUCAAAGUAAAGUGAAGCAGUCAGUAAGUUCAUGAGUGAUGGAUCAUCUAUUAGUGUAUUAUUCGGAGAGUCAACCUGUCAGUGAUUCCUAGAUAAUGAGUCAGUUAAUACAUCAGUCAUUGAAUCAGUUAAUAAAGCAGUCACUGAAUCGGUCAGUUAAUGAGUCAUUCUGUCAGUAAGUCAUUUAGUCAGUGUGACAGUAAGCAAGUAAAUCAUUCUGUAGUCAGAGAGUCACUGAGUCAGUCUGUUAAUCAGUGACUCACUCAGUUAAUGAGUCAGUCACUGUGUCAGCUAUUGAAUUUUUUUGUGUGUGUCAGUCAGCAAGUAAGUCAGACUGUAUUCAGAGAGUCAAUUAGUGAGUCAAUGAGUCAAUCAUGAAUCAGUCAGUCAGUGACAUUUAAGGCGCAGAGUCACAGCAGUGUCAGUGACCCGUGUUACUCCCUGCACACUCAGUGUGGGGUCUGGACCUGCUGUGGGGUAUUUGGUAAGGACCACUGCAAGUUUGAUCAGAACCUCAAACUUAAAUCUAUUGAAAUGCAGAUAAACGUAGAUGUAACAUUCAACAAUCACUAUCUAUCUUACUGUAUUGUACACUAUCAUAUUUUGUAUCAAAUAUUUAUACAACAUUAAA